This is a messenger RNA of Closterium sp. Yama58-4, 4266 nucleotides long. NCBI's taxonomy places the organism in Eukaryota, Viridiplantae, Streptophyta, Zygnematophyceae, Desmidiales, Closteriaceae. The record is from the annotation of a GenBank genome assembly.
AUGAAGGACUACGACGUCCUCCGCAAUGAGAGGCUCGAGUUCACGGAGCGUUGCUUCGACUUCGCCCUCGCGGACGGACCCCUUCCCGGCAGGCACUGCAGCGUCCUGCUUCUUGUGCGCCCUGGCGACCUGCUUUUGCCCGACGAGGAGGAGCCCGGGACCUUCUGCCGCCACCUCGACCCCAAGACUUCCUCCAAGCUGCACGAGAAGGAGGCGGCCAGCUUUUUGAGCUUUUUCGGCGAAGCCGCGAAGGCGCAGUUGAACAAUCCGGGAAGGGUGUGGAAGGACAAGGCUCCAUCCGCCGAGAAAUUGGCCGACUUCCUCAGAGAGGAGGCCCCCGGCACGGGGCUACUGUCGGCGAUCGCGUUCGCGUGGUCGUUGGGCCAUCUGGACGCCGUGCAUCGCAGCUACGAUCCGCUCGUCGUCGAGAACCCGAAGCUGGUCGGCCUCAAGGCGCUCCGACUGGAGCUGUUGGACUGCGUGGAGAAGGCCGCGCUGAGCAGACGGGAGGCGUCAUCCAUGGGUCGUGGCGUGGGAACCGGCAUCGCUCUGGGUGGGGAGGCUGAGGAGGCUGCGGCGGGGUCGCACUCGGUCGGGCACGGGUUCAAAGAUGGCGGCGAAGAGGAGCAAGAGGAGGAGGACCAAGAGGGGGGCGGGGAGGAGGUUGGUGGCUUGGACGAGGAGGAGGAGGACGAGGAGAGUGAGGACGCCGACGAGGAGGCAGUGCAGUUCGCCGGUGAGAAGGUUGCGGAUAAGAGCGGUGCGAAGGUUGCGGAUAAGAGCGGUGGAAGCGGACCCAAGUCGGGCAAGAAGGCGCGGGGGAGCGGUGGCUCGACCACGACCCGGAUGGCGUCAAAGGCGGUCAUGGAGCGUCUGAAGGCGGCGGAGCGGGAGAACAAGAGGCUGAGGGAGGAGAAGCUGGUGGCGGAGAAGAGGCUGGAGAACCAGAUGGUGCGGAUGGACACGCUCCACUCCUCGGUUUCGGCGGCGGUCCACAAGCUGGGGGCGGUCGCCGACCGCGUGACCGCUCACGAGCAGACGUCGGGGGCGAGCCUCGAAGGGGCGGUGGAGGCUAUGAAGGCGGUCGUGGAGGAGGCGUGCAGAAACCGCAACUCCAUCAUAGAGCACAUAAACGACAAGUGGCUGCCCACCAUCAAGACGGUCGUGUCUGCCGAGGUCAAGGCCGUCAUGCAGAGCGAGGCGAAGGCGAUCGCCGCGGCCGUGAGUGCGAAAGUCGCCGAAGAGCUUAGGGAGGUCGUGGUGAAGGCGGUCACCUCCGCGACCCAACAGGGGCUUGGAGCCGCCGGGUUUAGCCUCCUCCCAAAUGCUCUCGCGUCGGCGAUGCACGGCGGUCGCUCAACCGCCGAGGAGCAUGGGCCGCCGCCAAGGCACGGCGGGAAAAGGGUCGCCGACGAAAAAUCCCUGACCGGCGAGCAGACCAGCGGCAUUAAGCGAAGCAGAGGACCAGCGGCGAAGCGCGGUUCGGCCGUGGAACCUCCUGCCGCCCCGUAUGUUCGUAUUCCCGGCGUCAUCGACUUGCUGAAAGAGGGUCUUGGCGCGCGUCCGAGCGCCGAUUUUCGACAGGUCGACGACGGGCUCCAGGAUCCAGCUCCGGUGGUCGGGGAGCAGGGUGGGCAGCCCGUGGGGGACCAGCAGAGUUUGGCCGCGACCACUCCGCCGAGCGUACACGACGCGCUACCGAGCGGCGCCCAGACGCAUCUGGUGGGCGGUGUCGUGGGAGGGGCAUCCGUGGUCGGGAUGCUGGGCGGGCAGCCACUGCCCGAGGCCAGUCCGGCGAAUGCACAUGGCGCUCCACCGAGCGGCGGCACGACGCAGAUGGCCGGGGAGCUCCUGCACAUAGCAGCGGUGGUCGGCCAGCAGGGCGGGCAGGCCGUUGCGCGCCAGCAUGUUCAACCCUCAACGGGUACGGCGACUGCGAGACCGACCGGCGACACAGUGCAGCUGGCUCUGGCGCCCGCAGCGGUGGUCGGCCAGCAGGGAGGGCAGGCCGCUGCGGGCCAGCAUCCUCACCCCUCGACGAGCACGGCGACGGCUCAAGACGAGCGACCGGGGGCCCGGCUGGCCGACGACCUCCUGCACACCGCCGCGGUUGUACGCCAGCAGGGAAAGCAGGCUGCUGCGGGACCGCAUCUUAACCCCUCGAUGAGCUCGGCGACGGCUCAAGAAGCGCGACCGGGUGCCGAGCUGGCCGACGACCUCCUGCGGUCCGCCGCGGUUGUACGCCUGCAGGGAGGGCAGUCCGCUGCGGGCCCGCAUCCUCACCCCUCGACGAGCUCGGCGACGGGUCAAGACGCCCGACCGGGUGCCGGGCUGGCCGACGACCUCCUGCGGUCCGCCGCGGUUGUACGCAAGCAGGGAGGGCCGUCCGCUGCGGGCCAGCAUCCUCCCCCCUCGACGAGCACGGCGACUGCUCCAGACGCGCGACCUGGUGCGGUCAGGGCGCAGCUGGCCGACGACCUCCUGCGGUCGGCGGCGGUGGUCGGCCAGCAGGGAGGGCAGCCCGCUGCGGGCCAGCAUCCUCACCCCUCGACGAGUCCGGCGGGUAGCGCGCGCCCGGGUGGCACGGCGGCUCUGCUGGCCGACGAGCCUUUCCGCCCCGUGCAGCGAGCCACAGGAGUCCUACCCAGCAGCGUGGUCGAGGCUGCCACACCGAUGAUUGUGUCGGCGUCGGCACCAGCGCCUCACCGAGCGGGUACUGCCCACGGGACGCCCGGCGGAGUUGAGACGAAUGUGUCGCUGCCGAACCCGCCUCCGCCCACCACGGUGACUGACGAUGCGGCCAGCUUACCCGGUCAGAAGGCCGGUGUGGUCGGCGUGGAAGCGAUACCCGCGCCCGCGGCUUCACCAGCGGUCGAGGCUCUAAUCAACAGGAAGGGAACGUGGGAGGAGUAUCUGAAAUGGCUCGAGGAUCAGAGUGGCCCAGAAGUUCCUCCGUCGGCGGCUAGGAACCAGGCGGUCGACCCAGGAGCAGAGACAGGGAACGCCACGGCAGCGACUGCAGGGGCGAGCGUCACCACAACGGAGGAGGCGGCUCUUUGGGGACUGAUGGAAGAGGUCGGCGGGGUGGACCCCGCAAUCCUCGCCUCUAUCGUGAUGCCGGACCCUGAGGUCGAGGCCCUUAAGGAUAAAGUGGAAGAAGCAGCCCCGACUGCGGAAGCGCAAAGGGAUACACCGGCCGCCUCGUCUGCACCUGCGGUGGGCCCCAGCGCGACUGGCGCCAAAUCCCCCCCGGCCAAAACCGGUGAGGUCGGCGACGGGAAGCAUAAGCGCAAGGGCAAGGGCAAGGCCGGGACGGCUAAAGCAGCCACGUCGGAGACGAAGGGUCGGAAGGGUUCAGGCGUCCGAGUUGACGAAAAGACGGGGCUGGCCACGUCGGAGAUGAAGUUUGGCAAGAAGAGCCGUUACGUCUGCCGGUCGAACGACAAGACCGAGGCAGCCUACUGCAUCGCCGUCGCCGUUUCAUCGUUCGACGGCUACGUGAGCGAGGUCAUUCUCGCCGAGUUCGCUGGGGUCGAGGCGAAAGUGAUGGAGCGGUAUAAGGCGGACUGGGAGGUGGCGCGCUUGAUUCCGUGCGGCAUGUGGAUGAUCAUGCGGAGCCGUGGCGCAAACGUCUUCCGCGACAGGUUCCAAGAGGUCGUCAACGAGUACAACAGGAUAACCAAGGAGGGCCGCGCAGCUCUUAAUGCAGCUCUUGGUCCGGCGCUGUGGUUCCUCGACCUGCCGGAGCCGACCGAUCCCGAGAAGGCCGCCAAGAACAAGAUGGCGAGCGACAUGAUCGCGCGCGCGGCGAUGUGUGCCGCCUACGCACAUGUGGUCGCGAAAGUCUCGCCCAUCCCGGGCACCAAUGCCACGCCGGAACAAGCGGCAGGCGAAGGGGGGGCGGCAGCCACCGUCCGCGGAGCGUCCGCUGCGUUCGCGAGUCGGUGCAAGAGCGUCAUCGAGGCGGUGCUUCAGCAGGCGUCCGCUCGGGAGGUCGGUGAAGAGGAGGUCGCCGAAACGGUGACGAAGGACCUGCAGGCGGCUGUGGUGAGGUCGCUGCCUGAGGGCGGAGAGGAGCGCGAGCACGACGAGCUUAUCGCCCGUGUCAUGAUCGAGAACCUCGCCUUCUGGGGGGAGUGCUAUGUCGGAGGCCCGAAGCUCAGGGCUCGCGGCGUCGCCUUGCCUGUCGACCCCGCAAUGAGGAUUAUCGUUCGGGACAGGGGGCCGAGGGGCCAGCACAAAGGGAAGCAGGUCGUGGACGCAUAG